UCAUUAUAAACAUAAUAUCAAAUGCCAAAAUUCAAAACAACAAUUAAAAGAAUCUGAAAUUAUUAUAAUUUUAGAGAAUGAAGAAAUAACUAAAUAUUCAUAUGAAAUUUUAAGCAUUGGUUUCACAGAAGAAGAAAG
Molecule: messenger RNA, 138 nt
Organism: Racocetra persica
Lineage: Eukaryota; Fungi; Glomeromycota; Glomeromycetes; Diversisporales; Gigasporaceae
Source: the annotation of a GenBank genome assembly